Molecule: messenger RNA, 855 nt
Organism: Aspergillus ibericus CBS 121593
Lineage: Eukaryota; Fungi; Ascomycota; Eurotiomycetes; Eurotiales; Aspergillaceae
Product: rhamnogalacturonan acetylesterase RgaE
Exons: 1
Coding region: 25-855 (276 amino acids)
Molecular function (GO): hydrolase activity, acting on ester bonds
Source: RefSeq, a predicted model, not a curated record
CCAACUACCACCACAACCACCACCAUGAAGCCCUACAUCCUCUCCCUCGCAGCCUCUCUGCCCACCACCCUAGCCACGACCAUCUACCUAGCCGGGGACUCCACCAUGGCCACCGGCGGCGGUGGCUCCGGCACAAACGGUAACCCCCUUCCCUUCCCCCACCCAUCCACCAGACUAACGUCCCCAGGCUGGGGCGACUACCUAUCCACCUACCUAACGAACAGCACCAGCAACCCCACCACGCUCUCCAACCAAGCCGUCGCCGGCCGCUCCGCACGCUCCUACACACGCGAAGGCCGCUUCAACACCAUCGCCUCGACCCUCGAAUCCGGCGACUACGUAAUCAUCGAAUUCGGGCACAACGACGGCGGCACCCUCUCCAGCACAUCCGACAACGGCCGCACCGACUGCUCCGGCAACGGGACGGAAAUCUGCUACUCCGUCUACGACGGCGUCAACGAAACCAUCCUUACCUUCCCCGCCUACCUCGAAAACGCAGCCACCCUGUUCCUCAGCAAAGGCGCAAAUGUGAUUAUCUCGUCCCAGACGCCUGAUAAUCCGUGGGAAACGGGGACGUUUGUGUAUGACCCGACUAGGUUUGUGGGGUAUGCGGAGUUGGCGGCGGAACGGACGGGGGUGGCGUAUGUGGAUCAUGGGGGAUAUGUGGCGAGUGUGUUUGAGGAGUUGGGGGAGGAGGUGGUCGAUGCGUUUUAUCCCAUCGAUCAUACGCAUACGAGUGUGGCGGGGGCGGAGGUCGUCGCGGAGGCGUUUGUGAGGGGGGUGUUGUGUGGGGGGGUCGGGUUGGAGGGGUUGUUGGAUGUCGAUUUGGAGGGGGUGGGUGGGGGGUGUUUGUGA